Molecule: messenger RNA, 4247 nt
Organism: Dendronephthya gigantea
Lineage: Eukaryota; Metazoa; Cnidaria; Anthozoa; Malacalcyonacea; Nephtheidae
Product: ephrin type-A receptor 4-like
Exons: 20
Coding region: 1019-3601 (860 amino acids)
Biological process (GO): protein phosphorylation; axon guidance
Cellular component (GO): neuron projection
Molecular function (GO): protein binding; ATP binding; transmembrane-ephrin receptor activity
Source: RefSeq, a predicted model, not a curated record
UCCCAUAUUAUGACAUCUUAAAAAGUGCGGUGUUCAGAUAGCUUUGUCGAGGGUACGUGACGGAAUCUCCUUCCCUUCGUCGCUAAAAAACUCAAGACUACCAGUUUAUUUAGUGAAAAUCUCAGAAGAACAUUUGAGAAUACCUUUGAAGAACUCAGUUGUAGAAAUUUGGAAGAAAAAGCUGGUUGAAUCUCAAGAUACAGAAGACUUCCCUGAGAUGACGACGAUCAGUUGCUGAGGCAAGAAAAGUGCUUUAGACAACGAAAAAGGUACUAGUAAUAUCUCUGUAGUUUCACAAAGCCCUGCUUAGCAAGUUUAAUAGUUUCACGCUCAUAAACUCGUUUUAUGUCGGAUAAAACGCCUCGUUGCUGGCAUUAUAGCAACAAAUAUUCAAACGUACACGUCCGGUUUGAUCCCUUUCUUAGAAGAUUCAGUUUAUACUUUUUAAUGCGAGAGCAAGAGAUAGCGUGAAACUAAUUAGGUUUGUUCGUGAUUGAGAGCGCGAGAUAGUUAAUAUAUCAUACAACAAAUUUGGUCGUAUGAUUUACAUAAUGUUUAUCUACAUCACCUUGACACACGUCCGUUUGUUUAUACAUAAUAUUUCCUUUAUCUUGGGUGUGAUUCUCUCGUAUAAUCCUCCUUUUAAGAAACUUCUUCUUGUUAUAUGUCAACCUUAAUUAUUUUCCUGGGAUGGUUUUUCGUAGUUAUACACGAAAAAUAUACUUAAAGGGAGUUACACUAACAACAUUUAGUGUAACUUCUUAACUUAGUAGCCCUCGAAUUUUAUAUCUAUAGUGUAAUAAAUUCGUGUGAAUAGAUAUGCUCCAUAUCUAUGUCUAGAAUGCAUAGAUUUUUCCAGUUUUAACUUAUAUCAGAGCAGAAGUAAGAAACGUGGAUAUUACAUUUGUGCAAUUUUGGAAACACGAGUUUUCACAACAACUACUGACUACUGCAAGACACAAAGAAAAGGAAAGGCAAAGUUCGUGUUGCACAUGUUUUGCAGUCAAAAAGAGAAUAGAUGUACUACACAUCUAUCUGGACUAACACAAACACUUGGUGGGUGCUUUGUGCUCUAGUUUUAUGGCGUUCGCACCUAAAAAUGGUUUUGGCUAAGCAAGAGCAAAUUACACCGAAGAAUCAUAUGACUUUGGAUGAUUGGAGAGAGGCAAAUGCCAAACAAGGCGAUGUGAAAGACGCGUUGGGUCCCUCGAGCGAUGGCAAAGAAAUCUUUACAAUAGCCGGUAAAGGUGGUGGUGCAAGCUGGUUCAUCACACCGAAACUGGAUCUACCAAAAACGUCGUAUCUCAAUAUAUCAGCAUCAUGCUCACUUAAUUGCCAAUUAGAACUUUAUGGACAAAAUGACAGUUCUGUAAAGAACAGCAAAUUCCAACCUAUAAAAAAUGCAACGUUUAAUAAAAAAACUACGAAAAACAUCACAAUCAACACAACGGAGUUGUUCUCUCAUUUACGUAUUCUUGCACGAAUUCCGUCAUCGUCAUCAGGAAAGGAAAGCAGAUUCACUAUUUACUCUAUCAACAUGUAUUAUUAUUACUGUGAAGAGAGGACUCAAUAUAACACAACUUUUAGAAGAGUGAACUCAUCCACAGAAGACAUCGAUAAAACGGUUCAAUGUCAAGAUAAUUCUGUUUCAAGCAACGGUGGAAAUAAAAGUAACAUAACAGUGAAGUGCACACCGCAAGGAGACUGGAACUUAGAUGAUGAAACAUGUGAUUGUUUAAAAGGGUUUCAAGGUUCUGCUACGUGUAUACGUUGUAAGAACGGUUUCUACAAAAAUACUGUUGGAAAUUCAUCUUGCCAGAAGUGUCCUGGGGGUAAAACAAAUAAUUCGAUGCACACAGAGUGUAAAUGCAAAAAGGAUCAUCAUGCAUUGGGAGAUGAUGACAAUGGACCAUGCUAUGCUGUUCCAUCGAAUGUCACGAAUUUAUUGGGUAACACAGGAAAAACGUCAGUGAACCUGACUUGGGAUAAACCUGACGAUAAAGAUGGGGAAUUAUACUUCGGAAAAUUGACAUAUAGCAUCGAGUGUAAUAACUGCAAUUUAAACGCUAUGUUCUCACCAGCGAAGAAAAACUUUACGGCAACCUUAGUAAAUGUCUCUGGGCUGAAACCUGGACGGUCCUAUACUUUUAAGGUGUUUUCAAUGAACAGUCUAAAAAAUGUCACCUGGAGAUUUUCCACAGUAAAUGUCACACUUUCAGAUAACAACAAUGGACCACGACCCACCACUGAAGACCGAGAAGACCCAGAAGACCCAGUGACAAAAUACGUCGUUAUUUUUGUUCCAACGGGUGGUGGAAUUGUGGUCAUUAUUCUAUUUAUUAUUAUCAUCGUUACAAGAAUCCGAAGAGGGAAAUCGAAGAAAUCUGGCACGGAUAAUCGUGGAUUUGAGGGUGUUGCUUUACCAACGAUUGGUCAAAGGACAUACAUUGAUCCGUCAAACUACGAUGAUCCAGAGGCUGCUUUGAAGGAUUUUGCGAACGAAAUUUCUCCGAAAAGUUUAUUUCUGGAGCGAGUACUUGGAGGAGGUGAAUUUGGUGACGUGUAUAAAGGGACAUUAAAAAAUGCGGAUGGUGGAGUGAUUAUAGUUGCUGCAAAAACAUUGAAGCAUGAUUCCGAUGAAAGAAGCAAGAAAGAUUUCUUCAUGGAGGCUUCAGCGAUGGGUCAAUUUGAUGAUCCAAAUGUUAUUCAUUUAGAAGGAGUUAUAACCAAAACUAUUCCACAUAUGAUCAUAACAGAAUACAUGUCUAACGGAUCCCUGGAUAACUUCUUGAAGCAAAAUGACGAGAAAUUAACAGUUUUACAGUUGAUUGGAAUGGCGAGAGGUGUCGCCUCAGGAAUGAAAUAUUUGGCUGGGAUUAACUUUGUGCAUCGGGAUUUAGCGGCUCGUAAUAUUUUGGUCAACGAUGUGCUGUUGUGUAAGGUCGCAGACUUUGGUCUCUCGCGAGAACUGGAAACAGCCGACUCUUCACGAGGAGAAUAUUGUACCACGGGCGGGAAAAUCCCAGUGAGAUGGACAGCACCAGAAUCUAUCCAUUAUCGUAAAUUCUCAACAGCCAGUGAUGUUUGGAGUUAUGGUAUAUUGCUUUGGGAGAUCAUGUCGUUUGGUGAGAGACCUUACUGGGAAUGGGACAACUUUAAGGUACUGGAACGAAUUGACGCUGGUUAUCGAUUACCGGCCCCAAAGAACUGUCCAAAAUCAGUGCAUGAGGUGAUGCUGUUGUGUUGGGAGAAUGAAAGAAACGAUAGACCGGAUUUUGGUCACAUUGUAAGAAUCAUGGAUGGAUGGAUACGAUCGCCGGAGACCAUCACUGAGGAAGGAAGUCCAAUUAGAAAAAGACCCCCCUCUGAGAUAAGCGAAUGGCUGCGCGACAUCAAAAUGGCUUCAUACAUCCCUCAUUUCACGCAAGCUGGCUUUACGAAGAUUUCUGAGCUUGCUGGAUUGCAGGACAAUGAUCUACAAGUGGUUGGUGUUAGUCUCAUAGGUCAUCGUAAUAAAAUGCUGCGUACAAUUCGUUCCCUUUCCAUCACUGAUCAGUCAAUAAAUUCCCCCUGGAAGCGUGCUGGGUCCUUAAAAGUUUGAACUGCGGUUUAAUGAUCCCGAGGAUCCUCAUGUAUGCUUUAUGAAUGGGAGAGAUCGAUUGAUCUUCGUCGGUCAAGACGAACGAAGUUAUUAACAGGAUUACAGCAACAACACUAGCAAUGACAUCCAUUAAUAUAUCUUUGAACUUAGCAGUAGAAUUUCGCAAAAAUUUUAUUAAAAAGAUUUUAUUAAAUUGAAGAUUUACACCGCACAGGCAGAAGAUUCAUCGAGGAAAUUAUAUUAGAUUAGCUUUCUUUUUUAUGAAUUUUUUAAAACUUUAAAUGACUUAAAGCAUUACUUUUCUACUGAUUUUGUAUCCGUGUACAUAUAUACUUGUAAAUUGAUGCUUCAAAUUCUAUACGUAGGAUACGUUCAUAAUGAUAUAUGUUAAAAAUGAUAAUGUUCGUAUCGAUAUGAAUAAUUUCUGAAAUUACCAUGAUGUUUAUCAAAGGGAGAGAUCCUGCAUAAUACCAUGAAGUUCAUUUUUAUUAAAGCUAGCUAAUUUUCCAACAAAAUAUCGAGUGUGUCACAUUAUUGAUAUCAGCUAGACAAUACUAAUGUAAAUUAGGCAGACAUGAUUUCUACUGAUAACAUUAUUGUAGAUUUAAUAUCAUGAGGUGUGAAGCAAAUAAAAGAAACUUUUGUA